This is a messenger RNA of Ornithodoros turicata, 792 nucleotides long. RefSeq lists its product as uncharacterized. The record is from RefSeq and is a predicted model, not a curated record. Bases 1 to 792 code for a protein of 263 amino acids. Lineage: Eukaryota; Metazoa; Arthropoda; Arachnida; Ixodida; Argasidae. The transcript has a single exon.
AUGGCGGACUGUUACCAAUUCCCCCCACGUUCAGAAAGUAUCUGCGUGGGUGUCCUGCCGGAGAGCAUACAGGGGGGUGGAUUAGCCGUACUUGAGGUGGACAGGUUAGAGGUGAACGGAUUGACCGGGGCGAGUGCCCUAAUACGCGUGCACGAAAGCCGUAACGUACCAGUUCGAAUCGCGAUUUUGACGUUACAAGAAAUAACCCUUCCUAAGAAUAAGGUUGUCGCUUCACUAGUUCAUGCUGAAGUGUCCGAACCGUUACCUGAUUCAGGCGAAGUUCCUGUGCGAGGGAUCGAAGUUGUAGAUGUCGAGAAGAUGUUCCAGUUAGGCCACAUCGAAAGUGUUAAAGGUGACAGCCUUACCGCCUUAAUCACAAAGUACAGUGACGCGUUCGCGCUUGACAAUCUGGACUUGGGAUGCUGUGGUGUUAUUAAGCACCGUGUCCCGACACAGGACGCUGCGCCGGUGUACCGUAGGGCGUACAGGAUACCAUAUUCGAAAAGAGAGGAGAUGGAACGUCAGGUCAGCCAGCUGAUGGACAAAGGAAUCAUAGAACAUUCCACGUCACCAUGGGGCGCUCCGGUCGUGGACAUGGCUUCGGGUUAUUGGCAGAUUCAGCUAGACGAACGGGACAAGGAGAAGAUGGCGUUUACACUCCGACAGGGCAUUAUCAAUGGACAAGAAUGCCGAUGGGACUUGCAAAUAGUGCUGCCGUGUGGCAGAGAACAGCCGAGGUUGUUUUGGCUGAACUGCUUGGAAAGUCAUGCCACGUUUACCUGGAUGAUAUAA